This is a messenger RNA of Micropterus dolomieu (smallmouth bass), 1931 nucleotides long. It is a transcript of the gene egln1a, whose product is annotated as egl-9 family hypoxia-inducible factor 1a. The record is from RefSeq and is a predicted model, not a curated record. Bases 318 to 1409 code for a protein of 363 amino acids. Gene Ontology annotation, biological process: cellular response to hypoxia; peptidyl-proline hydroxylation to 4-hydroxy-L-proline. Gene Ontology annotation, cellular component: cytoplasm; nucleus. Gene Ontology annotation, molecular function: peptidyl-proline 4-dioxygenase activity; L-ascorbic acid binding; ferrous iron binding. NCBI's taxonomy places the organism in Eukaryota, Metazoa, Chordata, Actinopteri, Centrarchiformes, Centrarchidae. The transcript has 5 exons.
CCACAGACAGGCUGAGCUCACACUGAGCGGCGCCAUGCACUACGUUCGGACCGACAGCUAGCGAGCAGAUAUGCCUCCUGAAGAUCUCCACCCAGCCAUGUCUGCUCUGUCCAGGCCGCACAUUGUCGCAAUAUUUCACUGAUACAAGAUGCGAAGAGGGAAUACGUGGCCCAAAAUGGCGGGGUUCUGACUCUUAUUUUCAGUCUCGCUCGGUGUAGCGUGGCACAGGCAGUGGAUCGUUUCCAAAGUUGUCGGUAGCAGUGCGCGUGUGAAGGAUCGGACUUAAAGGCGCAGCGCACCCGGUUGCAGCCUAAAACAUGGAGAAUCAGCAGCAGCAGAGCGAUUUGGAGCGAGAUCGACAGUACUGUGAACUUUGUGGGAAAAUGGAGAACCUCCUCAAGUGCGGUAGGUGCCGGAGCUCCUUCUACUGCAGCAAGGAGCACCAGAAACAGCACUGGAAGAAACACAAGCUCAUUUGCAAGGAGGCGGACAAGGCGCAGCUUCCCAAACAGACGACCGAGCAGGCUGCGCCGUCUGGGGAUGACAAGGCACCGGAGACAAGCCGAGAAAAGACGAGCCCUGAUCAGGCGGACAGUGCGUCUUUACCGCAGACCACACAGACAGAAGCACCUGGGCCCGGGGACAGACCGGUAGAGCAGGGGUCCAACAACACCGCCACACCUAACGGACAAACCAGCUCGACCCCUCAGAAACUCGCCACGGAGUACAUAGUCCCCUGUAUGAACAAGCACGGCAUCUGUGUGGUGGACAACUUUUUAGGAGCGGAGACUGGGCUAGGCAUCUUGGAGAACGUCAAAGCCCUGCACAAAACUGGCAAGUUCACAGACGGACAGUUGGUCAGCCAAAAAAGCGAUUCCACUAAAGACAUCCGAGGGGACAAAAUCACUUGGAUAGAGGGGAGGGAGGCCGGCUGCGAGAAGAUCCGCUUUCUAAUGAGUCGCAUGGACGACCUGAUAAGACACUGUAACGGCAAACUGGGAAACUUCACGAUAAACGGAAGGACCAAAGCAAUGGUGGCGUGUUACCCUGGAAACGGGACAGGAUAUGUGCGCCAUGUGGAUAACCCAAACGGCGAUGGGCGGUGUGUCACAUGCAUAUAUUACCUUAAUAAAGAUUGGAGUGCCAAGGAACACGGUGGCCUUCUUCGAAUCUUCCCAGAAGGAAAGGCCCAGUUUGCCGACAUAGAGCCCAAAUUUGACCGUCUGCUGCUGUUCUGGUCAGAUAGACGGAACCCUCACGAGGUUCAGCCCGCCUUCGCCACCAGGUAUGCCAUCACGGUGUGGUAUUUUGACGCAGAUGAGCGAGCCAGAGCUAAAGAAAAAUACUUAACGGGUGCAGGAGAAAAAGGAGUAAAGGUUGAGCUCGGCAAACCAUCAGAUCCCAGCUAAUGGGAAGCCUGCUUCCCCUACAAACGGCCAUUAAGUGCUCGGUCCUACGAAAGUGGCCUAUAGAGCGCAUGUGCGUGUGUGUUUUACAUGGCAAAACUGCAGACUUUUGCUUGAAUGUGUGGUAUAUCCAUGCUUAUGGAGACAAAACAGUCAAAUACAGUGAUUUCUGUUCAUUUCCAGCACACCAGGGCAACACAGCGGACCUUGAAUGUCAUGACAUUGUACUGAAAGGGAUUGUGUUUUUGUUUUGUUUUUUCCUUUCAUCUCUUUGGUGGAGAAUGCUUACGUUACAGCAGACAUCAGAAAAUGACUUCAAACAGGAAUUAAGCUUGCAAUAGAGUGAAUCUAUUGCAUAUUGGUUUUCACAGUUAAUUCCUUAAAGGUACAGUGUUCUGCAUAUGCUUAAUGUGUUAUGCUUUUCACAUGGAAUCAGCUCUUAUAAGCUACUGUAUGGCAAAAUGUGCUUGUUUGCAAUAAUAUGAGGAACGAUCUGAAUUAAAAACACCAUUUUUCUGACAGAAA